ACUGGAAACUACGACAAAGCUUUAGAGUUUUGCGAAAAAGCUCUGGAAAUUCGAAAACAAUCGUUAGGUCCAAAUCAUGUUGAUGUCGCAUCGUCUUUGAACAAUCUUGGUGUGUUGUUUGAUAUAACUGGGCAACACGACAAAGAGAAAAAUUAUAAUGAAGAAGCUCUAGGAGUUCGAGAUUUGAAGUUGCUAGAAAUCACAAGUGGUGACGAUGCUAAUUCUAAAGAUGUCGGAAAUUCUCCUGGUGUUGAAAAUACAAAACAAGAAACCACAACUGGUGAUGAUUUUAUUGCCGAAGAUGUUGUAAUUUCUCCUGGUGUUGAAAAGACAAAACAAGAAAUCACAAGUGGUGACAAUGCUAAUUCUAAAGAUGUCGGAAAUUCUCCUGGUGUUGAAAAUACAAAACAAGAAACCACAACUGGUGAUGAUUUUAUUGCCGAAGAUGUUGUAAUUUCUCAUGGUGUUGAAAAGACAAAACAAGACUUGAUUUUGCAAGAGUGGAAAUACAUUGAUGAAUCAACGAAACAUCGAGAAUUGUUUUUAAAAUUGAUUGAAUAUGGACGCAAUUCCAGUGUUAAUGUCAAAGUGGUGGGCAAUGUGCGAGUAAUUUUCUCAGAAGAGUUUCGCAUUGGCAAAGGAAGUGAUGCAACCCGUGUUUUUCUUGGACUGGGUAAGGAUGGUUACGGUAAAGCAGUGAAACGAAUACAUCGAGAUAGCUACAUCCAGCUUGCGCUGCACGAAAAAGAAAUUUUGAAUAAAUUCAACGCAAGAAAGUCAAAAUAUGUUGUGAAUUAUACUUUCCUAGAGGAAGAGACUGGAACUGAAUAUGUAUAUUUGAUAUUAGACUUAUGUGAAGAAUCAUUGGAGAAUUUCAUAGAAUCUUCUACUUUACAUGAUCUUCAAAAAGCUCUUCCCGAAAUUCUUAGACAAAUUUUGCAAGGAUUAGCAGAUCUUCAUAGCGGCCCAAAUCCUAUUCUUCAUCGUGAUUUAAAGCCCUCCAAUGUUCUCCGAGACUCACAAGACAACUUUCUCAUAGCUGAUUUUGGCAUUAGUCGAAUGUUGAAUAAUGAUUGUACGACACAUGAAAGCAAGCCUAACAUGGGAACUGAGUAUUGGAUUGCUCCUGAAUCAUAUUGUGAAGAUAAAGAUACUGUCGAUAAAGGACGGUACAAGAAAGAGUCUGACGUAUAUAAUGCAGGAAUGGUAACUUAUUAUAUUGCAACAAAAGGAAAACACCCGUUUGGAACUAAACCGUAUAGACUGAUGAACAUGUUGAAUGGAAACCUUGUUGGCUUGGACGAAAUCAAGGAUGAAGCACUGAAAGACCUUUUGUUGUGGAUGUUAAACCGAGAACCCGAAGACAGGCCAUCGGCUAACGAGGCGUUAACACAUCCAUUUCUUAUGUCGGAUGAGGAGAAAUUUGACUUAUUAUGUAAAGUUGGAAAUCUUCAGCAGAUUAAGACAAAUGAUCCCCUGUGUAGUGUCGUUCAACAAUUGAAUAGUGAAUCCUCAGAUUGGAAAAGUAAAAUAGACAGUGAUGUUUAUGAUUAUUUUAGAACGGACGUGGUUACUGGAAAUAUUUUUACAUAUGACUCUUCAUGGACAGAAUGUUUACGACUUAUUCGAAACAUUAACCAACAUUGGAACGAUCGACCACGGCCAAAACCUCAACCAGAACCAUUUUAUAAGAUUGGCAAUCACAAGGCGUAUAUUCUCAAAAAAUUCCCUAAUCUCCCUGUUCGAGUGCAUGCUACUGUGAGGUCCAAUGAAGAAUUGAAAAACAAUCCAGAACUCAAGAACUUUUUCAAUUUCAGUGAAAGGAGACCACAUCAAGAAUAAACAGUUUUUAAACAGUAAAAACAGUUUGUGAAAAGGCAAGUGAACAUGAAAUAUACCGUGUAAAAUAACAUUUACUCAGAUUGGAAAAGACAAAUAAAUUUUUUACGGAUAUCACUA
This is a messenger RNA of Xenia sp. Carnegie-2017, 1959 nucleotides long. RefSeq names its product serine/threonine-protein kinase/endoribonuclease IRE1-like. Gene Ontology annotation, biological process: protein phosphorylation; mRNA processing; intrinsic apoptotic signaling pathway in response to endoplasmic reticulum stress. Gene Ontology annotation, molecular function: protein serine/threonine kinase activity; RNA endonuclease activity; ATP binding. NCBI's taxonomy places the organism in Eukaryota, Metazoa, Cnidaria, Anthozoa, Malacalcyonacea, Xeniidae. The annotation marks the transcript as partial. The record is from RefSeq and is a predicted model, not a curated record. The transcript has 7 exons. Gene Ontology annotation, cellular component: IRE1-TRAF2-ASK1 complex.